Triticum turgidum subsp. durum (durum wheat) is the source of this 891-nucleotide messenger RNA. The record is from the annotation of a GenBank genome assembly. NCBI's taxonomy places the organism in Eukaryota, Viridiplantae, Streptophyta, Magnoliopsida, Poales, Poaceae.
AUGGUACAGGAGUCCGAGCAGUCCGCCGCCUCUAUGGACUCGUCCUCGGGCUGGGCGGUAGCACCGGCGGUCUCCGCGGCGGCGCCGACCAUGCCGAUCGGUGGCAUACUCACCAUGACAGGCAUCUUUCUGGUGUUCCUGACGUUCGCUGUCGCGCUCAUCUUCCUCCAGUACUACUUCAACACCAGCGUCCGGACCGCCGCGCCUAGAGGGCGGCCACGCGGCGGCCGGGCCUGGGAGGCGGCCGCGGAGGGCGUCGACCCGGAGCUUCUGCGGUCGCUGCCGGUCACGGUGUACCGCGCGGCGCCGAAAGGCUCCACGGACGACGUCGGGGUGGAGUGCGCGGUGUGCCUGACCGAGCUCGAAGACGGGGAGGAGGCCAGGUUCUUGCCCCGGUGCGGCCACGGCUUCCACACCGAGUGCGUCGACAUGUGGCUUGCCUCCCACACCAGCUGCCCGCUCUGCAGGGCCACCGUCGGCAAACCCGACGAGUCGCAGGCGCUUACACCGACGAGUCUCCCUUCCUUGCCGCCGGAGCCGGUGAACUACGCCGGGAACCUGCCGGCGAGUGUACUGCUCGGGGUUUCAGACCAGGCCACGCUCGCCGCGGAGACCGUGACCUCUCACGGAGGCCAGUCAAGCCCCUCCGCCCUUGCCACCACGGCAAUGCUGGUGAUCGACAUUCCGGACUCAAGGACAGUGGCGACCCCACGCGGCGCGUCCAAGUCUCCGGGCUUAGCGAGGCUGAGGUCUUUGAAGAGGCUCUGGAGCUUCGGGAGGCAAGGACCGUCGGGGCCGACUCCCCCCUGCUCCGGCGGCAGCGUUAGCGGAACAGCGGACACAGACCAGGGUAUUAGUAUCACCUGUGCAACUCCAAGAGCUCCCGUGUAG